Molecule: messenger RNA, 681 nt
Organism: Trichoderma virens Gv29-8
Lineage: Eukaryota; Fungi; Ascomycota; Sordariomycetes; Hypocreales; Hypocreaceae
Exons: 1
Coding region: 1-681 (226 amino acids)
Molecular function (GO): acyltransferase activity, transferring groups other than amino-acyl groups
Source: RefSeq, a predicted model, not a curated record
AUGGCACAAUCAAGUAAUGGCGCUGCUCCCCUAGAAUGGGUGACAGUCAAAACAACUCUACCGAAACCCUAUCCGGCCAUGUCAGAUCGGGAGCCUAUUCGAACUGAGCGCCUAAUUCUCAGGCCAUACGCCGCAACAGACCUCAAUGACUUCCACCUCCUCCGCAUACAGCCCGAAGUCAUGAAGUGGACAUCACAGGGCAAGCCCGAUGCAGACCUAGAACAAACCGAAAAGGUUCUAUCAAACAGGCUACCGGGCACUGAUGGCGAGUCAGCGUACGAAUUCGCCAUCUGCUGGGCAGAGACCGGCGAGAUGAUUGGCACAGGCGGCUCUCACAUGCGCGAGGGCGAACUCGGCUGGCCCGUCAUCGGCUACAUGAUUCGAUCCGAGUUCUGGGGCAAGGGAAUCGCAACGGAGCUCGUGACCGCCGUGCUCAAGGCUUACUGGGCGCUUCCCCGAGAAGAAGUCGAGCUCAAGGUGGAGAAGAGCACCGUCCAGGGCAGCGAGAACGAGCCACAGCCAGAGCGCAUUACCGCCGUCACACUGGAUAACAACGGGCCCAGUCAAAACGUACUGGGCAAACUUGGUUUUAAGCUGGUUAAGAAAUGGGAGGAAGAGGAGCCUAGUACUAAAGUGAUGGAGCUCCUGUAUGGAUAUGCCCUGCAAACGCCGAAUGCCUAA